Trichophyton rubrum CBS 118892 is the source of this 567-nucleotide messenger RNA. RefSeq lists its product as uncharacterized. Lineage: Eukaryota; Fungi; Ascomycota; Eurotiomycetes; Onygenales; Arthrodermataceae. The transcript is spliced from 2 exons. The record is from RefSeq and is a predicted model, not a curated record. Bases 1 to 567 code for a protein of 188 amino acids.
AUGACGGUAACCCCAGGAAUCCACAGGAUCGGUGGCCAGGAACUGGCCUUCUUUGUCCACAACAAGUUGGGCCGGGAGAUGUUGGCCCUUCCAGAGCGGGAUGUCCGCUAUGCUCCUGGUAGCAUGGGACUUCAUCAGAUACAUCUUCACCGGCCCUCGUAUAUCAAUGGCCUGCUGAUCCAGUCCCGGGGAAGGCGUGAGAUGCGUGCCUGUACAGCUUGCCAGGGGUCAACAGGCCUCAGACCUUUCACAGAGUGUGCACGGCUGCCCGGACACUUUGGCGGCGAGGGAAUCUUCCACUUCAUGAUCAAGCUCAAAAAAAGCCAUUACGUCAAGCAAGCAUCAGACAAGUUGCAGAUAUCUCUACUCCAAAUCCUAGAUUCCGACAAGCUACGACCCCAGUCAAUAAUCCGUUCAAGCAACUCAUACCUGGCUGUCGUAUUCGGUACGACCAAGAUCGGGGAAAGAGCGCAGCGAAAAUUGGAAAAGAUCGAGUUCUCAUUCGAAAGAAAUGGGAUACUCAACUACUUUGGAGGAAGUAGCCAGAGCUAUACACGAACUAUUUGA